This is a messenger RNA of Physeter macrocephalus (sperm whale), 1780 nucleotides long. RefSeq names its product ubiquitin conjugating enzyme E2 T (gene UBE2T). The record is from RefSeq and is a predicted model, not a curated record. Bases 566 to 1549 code for a protein of 327 amino acids. The transcript has 9 exons. NCBI's taxonomy places the organism in Eukaryota, Metazoa, Chordata, Mammalia, Artiodactyla, Physeteridae.
GAUCCGGGGCGUGUCAUUUCCACAGGGGGCUUUAGGGGAAAAGAAAGAAAGAAAGGCUAUUCCACGAGCAUCAAGCAAACCAGUUUUACUGAGAUAUAAUUGACAUACAGCACUGUAUAAGUUUAAGGUGUGCGGCAUGAUGAUCUGACUUACAUCAUGAGAUGAUGACCACGCUCCCCUCGUGGCUCACUCCCACAACCGACGUGAGGCCCCGGGAGCGCCGCGGACCGUCCUGGAGAGCGCGGGUCUGCGGGGCAGAGAGGACGCCCCACGCAGCGGUCACCGGGAGCCACGGCUACUGAACGCAGAUCUGGGCUGAACGCACAAAUCCCGCAGCGGUCGGACUGUACCGGUUCGCAGGUUUAGGAGAACGGGCCGCCCCUCCCGCGGCCGGAGCAGGAGGCGAGGGUGGAUGCGGCCUCCGGCCGGCAGUGCGGUCCGAGCACGACGGACGCUCCCCGCGCGGGAAGCCAGGGCCGCCGGGCCGCGCGCCCCAAAUCGGAACCCGGCUCCGAACCCCCAGUCCCUCAGAUUCCGUUGAAUUCCCGGAGCGCCCUCCGCGGGUAUGACUGUCCUGGAGCGGCAGCCCCUCCGCAUGAAAAACCUUGACCGCAGCCCCUUCUCCAAAUCAGAUUCUCCCGGUUCCUCCUACCGCGCCUCUCGGACAGACGGAGCCAGUCCCGAGCCAGUUCCCGCGCGCCGCGCCCCGCGCCCCCGUUCAAAGCGCGUGGGCGGAGCCCGCUCGGAGCCUAGCCAAUCGGAGGCCUCGCUCCUCCCGGGCGGCGCUCCAGACCAAUCACACCCUCGCGGGCGGGAGGCGGGGCGACGCAACCGUAGAGCUCGCGCAGGCGCGGUGCAGGCUGGUUGGCGCCUCUGCACUGCGAGGGGCGUUAGCGCAGGGAUCCCAGCCAGCGUUGAGUGCGGCGCCGGGAACCGUGUGUGGGUGCUUCUCCCUGGGGUCAUGCAGAGAGCAUCCCGUCUGAAGAGAGAGCUGAGCCUGCUGGCCGCGGAGCCGCCCCCGGGCAUCACGUGCUGGCAGGAUGGGGACCGAAUGGAAGAUCUGCGAGCUCAGAUAUUAGGUGGAGCAAACACACCUUAUGAAAAAGGUGUUUUCAAGCUGGAAGUUAACAUUCCUGAGAGGUACCCAUUUGAACCUCCUCAGAUCCGAUUUCUGACUCCCAUCUACCACCCCAACAUCGAUUCUGCUGGAAGGAUUUGUUUAGAUGUUCUCAAAUUGCCGCCCAAAGGCGCCUGGAGACCGUCCCUCAACAUCGCCACCCUGCUGACUUCUGUUCAGCAGCUCAUGGCCGAGCCCAACCCUGAUGACCCGCUCAUGGCCGACAUCUCCUCAGAGUUUAAAUACAACAAGCCAGUCUUCCUCAGGAAUGCCAGGCAGUGGACAGAGAAGCACGCGAGACAGAAGGCCGAUGAAGAAGAGACGCCUGAUAACCCCCCCGAGGCGGGUGACUCAGAAGGACACAGCGAAGCACAGAAAAGGAAAGCCAGGCACCUGGGCGGCGUAGAAAAGAAGUUUUGUCCUGAUGUUUAGGGUGGGGUGGUCCUGGCCCAUCUUAGUUAAUAACGUUCUUUGCCAGCGUUCUUUGCCAGCAUGGUCCAAUUUGCUCACAGUUCUGGAAUGUUUUUCUUUGUAUUUGAUGACAUUAUCAUUUUUGUAUCCUGUGAAACAGACCUUGUGUAUUUAUAUGUUCUGCUCUACGUUGAUUCUCUUGAGUGUAGUUUGUUUUAUUUAGCUCAUACAUAUGUAUUCCAAAACUUGUAA